GGUAACCACGCCUAUUCCUUGAAUGUGGAUUCAGUUUCAUUUCCAGUGUAUUGUCAUAUGACUAGUCUUGGUACAUGCGGAGGUGGUGGAUGGACGCUGGUUAUGAAAAUAGAUGGCCGCAAGAGGACCUUCCAUUAUAAUUCCCAGUACUGGAGCGACAAAAACUCCUUCAACUUACCAGGAGGAAAAACUGGGUUUGACUCGCAAGAGACCAAGUUACCGACAUACUGGAAUACACCUUUCUCCAAGAUCUGUCUCGGCAUGAAGGAUGACCACCAGCUCAACUUUAUUGUCAUUAACAGAGAGGCUGGAUCUUUUUACUCACUGCUUGCUGAUGGAAAAUACACGUGGAAGACACUGAUAGGCUCGCAGGCUUCCUUGCAGCUGCACUGCAACAUGGAGGGCUUCAAUUGUGACGGUGUAGUGACUAAAACAAGGAUUGGGAUCGUUUCCAACGAGUAUUUGAAUUUCUGCGAUCUAUGUGAUUCAAGAAUUGGUUUUGGUGGCGCAGGAUCAUAUGACGAUAAUAACUCGUGCGGUAACGUUGCUAUUAUGUACCCUGACAAUGGUGACAAAUACAUUAAAACCAUGAGAUACAUUUUCGUUCAGUAG
Pocillopora verrucosa is the source of this 612-nucleotide messenger RNA. The record is from RefSeq and is a predicted model, not a curated record. Lineage: Eukaryota; Metazoa; Cnidaria; Anthozoa; Scleractinia; Pocilloporidae.